AUGGCGUGGGAUCACCUCGAUAUUGAUAAGCCCCACCUGGCGUACAUGAUCCUGGGAGGCUUCACGGGGCUGUUUAUGCUUUGCUCGCUCUUCGUCAAGGAGAAACUGUAUAUCGGCGAAGCAACUGUCGCGACCAUAUGUGGUAUCAUCUUCGGUCCUCAUGCGGCGAACCUUUUCAACCCCAUCGAGUGGGGCAAUGUGGACAAAAUCACCCUCGAAUGCUCUCGUAUUGUCCUGGUUGUGCAAUGUUUUGCGGUGGGUGUCGAGCUACCAAAGGCGUAUAUGGAACGCCAUUGGAAGUCAGUGACACUCCUGCUUUUACCAGUCAUGACCUGGGGCUGGUUAAUCACGAGUCUUUUCAUAUGGUGGUUGAUUGAACCACUUACCUGGCUUGAAGCUUUGGUAUGCGCAGCGUGCGUCACGGCCACCGACCCCGUCCUUGCUUCUUCUGUUGUCGGUAAGGGUAAAUUUGCCAAGCGUGUUCCGAGGCAUUUGCGAGAUCUUUUGUCUGCGGAGUCAGGCUGUAACGACGGAAUGGCAUUCCCGUUCAUUUAUCUUUCGUACUACAUCUUGCAUUACCGCCCAGACGCGGGCGCUGUCUCGCUUCAUUGGUUCUGCAUUACCAUCCUGUACGAGUGUGUGUUCGGAGCAAUCUUCGGUUUUACAAUUGGCUAUGCGGCUCGCCAUGCAAUCAGAUUGGCCGAACGCAAGCAGCUGAUUGACCGUGAAAGCUUCCUCGUGUUCUACUUUGUGCUCGCCCUUUUCUGCGCGGGUUCUGGAAGUCUUCUUGGUAUGGAUGAUUUGCUGAUCGGCUUUGCUGCCGGUGUUGGCUUCAGCAACGACGGUUGGUUCACGGAGAAGACGGAGGAGUCGCAUGUGUCCAACGUCAUUGAUUUGUUGCUCAACUUGGCCUACUUCGUGUACCUCGGAGCCAUCCUUCCCUGGGCUGAUUAUAACAACGCCGACCUUGGCCUGAACGCCUGGAGGCUGGUUGUCAUUGCGAUUCUUGUCAUUUUAUUCCGUCGCAUUCCGAUCAUGUUGCUUCUCAAACCGAUUAUUCCGGACGUGAAAACAUGGCGCGAAGCCCUGUUCGCCGGCCAUUUUGGUCCCAUCGGUGUCGGUGCCAUUUUUGCUUGCAUCUUGGCCAGGGCCGAACUUGAGAACGGCUCUACACAACCCGUGGUGUCCGACCAAUUGCCCAAGCCCCAUACGCACAAUUAUUAUGUUGUGCAAAUCAUUUGGCCGUUGACGACGUUCAUGGUCAUUUCAUCCAUCCUGGUUCACGGAUCGUCUAUCGCGGUCUUUACUCUAGGGAAACGCAUCAACACCCUGUCGAUUACUCUGUCCUACACCCAGGCCAACGAAGAAGGACCGUCUUGGAUGAACCGCUUACCGCGUGUUCAGUCAUUGGCUAAAGGCUCAAUGUCUUUCCGCAAAGCUGAAGACUCUGAAGGAUCGUCGCCCAAUGAACCCGAAUACCCUCCUGGAACUUUACCGCCAAUCGGCCUUCCUGGCAACUUCCUGCGCCGGGUACAGGAAGAUGAUACUGGUUCGCCGACUGGCAGGGUCUCCAGCCGCAGGGGUCGGAGACGCCGCAGAAAGAACGACGGGGCUGGAGGUCCGAUCAGCCAGUCUGCCAUUGCGCCUCUACGACCAUCGGAGGUGGAAUCUGAAGAUGCUGAGAAAGCUCUCGGAGAUACAGGAUCGUCGACACCUUCGCCCCCUCCUGCCAAAUGGCGUGAGGCUACGGUCAACGUUUAUGUCGAGGGCUCUGAUUUAAUCUUCGAGGAUCGGGAUGGAAACGUGUUGAAGACUGAGCACGUCGGCCACAUGUCGUCUGAAGAGCAGAAGCGCCAUGUCGAAGCUGAACGAUCCAAGUUGAACUUGGAAUUCCAAAAGUCACCCGAUGAGGCCAAGCCGGAGGGCUCUGAGCAGCAACCCACCAUCGGCGAUCAACUCGAACAGACAGUUAGUGACAAAGCAAAGCGUCGACGAUUUGGUCAAUGGCUUGGCUUCGGCAAAGACCGGCCUGAGAAGACGGCAGAAAAGAAAGCUGAGGAGGAGAAUACGGAGAAGGGCCAGGAGAAGACCGCUGAACAGACCGACCCUAAGGCCGCCAAGAGCAAAAGUCGCUCUGCCCAUGCCUACCAGUUCGGUAACACCAUCAUUGUCGAAGACGCAGAUGGUGAAGUCAUCAAGAAAUACUCCAUUCCAUCAGGUGACAAGCCCGAACCCAAGGCGAACGCUCCUGUCCGACGCGGACUGGUCCGUAUGGGUACAUGGUUCGGCAAAGAAGGAGAGGGCGAAUCGUCGCAGGCAGGGAAAAAGACGCAGGCAGACGAGUGGCUUGCUGAUGAUGGACUCCGGUUCACUCUUGCAAACGAUGAGACUGUUGGCAAACACGGUAUCAAACACAAAGGUCAGCGCAUGACUAAACAACAGUUUGCCGAUCAGAUUAGGAAUCUUGCGCCAAAGGCCCGGCAAAGUGUUGUGGAGGAGUCCGAUGCCCCUGAACGUGUUAAGGAUGCCGCUCGCGACGACGCUCGGCAGGCGGACGAAAGGGAACGCCGUGCAUCUACCGCUGGCCUUUCUCCCCAAACAGAUACGCCCCAUGAUGAUUUGGAAUCUGUCAGUAGUGGCAGUGAUGACGAAGCGGAUUCUGAACAAGUGCCCGGUCCCAACGUUGCCGAGACGUUAGCUCGUAUUGCCGCAGGAACCGCCGCCGAUGAGCGACGCAGGGACCUUAGCCCAGUUGCUUCACCUCGUCAACGGAGCCCUCGUUCACGAAGAGACUCGGAAGAUGACGGCACCGAACGAAUUCCGCCAUCUCAGCUCCGCGAAGCCGCUGGAUUCCCGCCUCCGCCGCAAGAGGCUGACCUAGAUGACACUGGGGAAACGCCAGCUGAACGUCGACGUCGUCUGGCUGCCUUGGGUGAGUGGCAUAACUCAGAUUCGGAAGUUGGUGACUCGGACGCUGUCGAGUCUGCUAAUGAGAGCGACGCUGGCUCACGGAGGCCACGCGGUAGAAUCUCCUUUGCCGAUGGGACAAAUCUUGCGGCAGGGAGCACCUACGACCGUGAGGGCAACGGGCUGGGCUCGUCGCGGUCACGGUCUGGGCGGAACAGGCCAAGGGUAGCCUGGGGCGGCCAAAGAGGCCGAGGCAGUUAA
Aspergillus mulundensis is the source of this 3168-nucleotide messenger RNA. Its product is annotated as Na+/H+ antiporter Nha1. Gene Ontology annotation, biological process: sodium ion export across plasma membrane; proton export across plasma membrane; regulation of membrane potential. NCBI's taxonomy places the organism in Eukaryota, Fungi, Ascomycota, Eurotiomycetes, Eurotiales, Aspergillaceae. Gene Ontology annotation, cellular component: plasma membrane. Bases 1 to 3168 code for a protein of 1055 amino acids. The transcript has a single exon. The record is from RefSeq and is a predicted model, not a curated record. Gene Ontology annotation, molecular function: sodium:proton antiporter activity.